GUUGAGCCAAGCGUCACUUUCUUUCCUCCCCUCUCCCCCACCCCUUCCUCCAAUUUCGCUCGCUCACUUAAUCCGACACAAAUCAUCACUCCCAUCUUCUCCCCACAUCAAUUUCCCAUGUGGGUCUUCGUUCAAAAUCUCAUCUUGUGGAGAGGGAGUUUAUAAAUAAUUUCUUGGCCAAGUCAAAGGGACUUGGACUCUGAUCCGACUUUGCUUGCCUCCCUGGUUGAUUUUGACUUCGUGGGUUGCUCGAGUAUCGAAUUCUCGUAAGAGGGUAAGAGCAUUCUUGACUCCACGAGUUAAAGAUCUGUUCUUGAGUCUCGCUUCUUUCGUCCCAACACCGGCUCUUGCUCUUUCAAGAAUCUUGUGAAGCACAGCAUUAACGUCAAUUCGUGGGUACUGGGAAAUGGAUUUUACAUCCUCGGAAUUGUGUUUUAUCUGGGUAAUUCCCGGAUCUUCUUCUUAGUUCAGUUGUAAUUGCUCCACCUUGGAUUAAGGUAUGGUCCAUCUUUGCCCAUACAGUGGCGUGAUCCUCAAAGCUGUGCAACCGGCGAAGCCUGCUUUGUUUUCUUCAUGGGUCGUCCUUUGAUUUGUCUUCCGCUUCUUGUCGAGCUGCUUCAAUUUCCUCUGUAUACAUGUUCCGAUAUGCUUUGCGAUGGGAUUAUCGUUUGUUCAUAUGAUGCGGGAGCUUGUGUCCUUAAUUCCUUAGCCUUGUCUAUGAAGUCCCAACGGUACUCUCUUAAGCCCUAGUGUUAUGGGUGCGGCUGUGAGUUGUCUCAGGAAAGGAUUUCCGAUGAAUUAAAUGUUCGUGCUCUUCAAUUGUGAUGGAAAUAGAUAUCACUCUCGACUUGUUUCGAGUGUCAUGAUGUCUAUCAAAACAAUGGACAUUAGAAGAAGGGGAUAACUCCAUGGUGAAAGGAUCUGCUCAUGAUUUUUGAAUUCUUGUGAGGCAAAUCUUGGGUUUUCUCCAUAAUAAGAAUCCUGACAUGACAUAGAGCUGAUAGAUUUUACAUUCUUCCGAGCAAUGCGAAAGUGACAUAAUUUUGGGGGUUUGAAACAUUGGAGCACGGUGAAGAGAAUAAAAAGGCCUGCAGUCAGUGGGAUGCUGACUUUGAUCCCCAAUUAGAGAUCUUGAAUCUAUCUCAGUUCUCGUAUUCCUCUUAUUGUAGGACAUCAAUUAAUAAUAGGCGUGCGACAACUCUGUUUACAUCUCGGAGGACACUGCCAGAAAAGGAUUGGCCCCUAAAUCUUGCGUUGAGACCUGCAUUAAUAUAGAGUAUUCAGAAGAAUCAUAGAAAUCCAAAUGGCCGAUGGUAGUCCAAGAACCGACAUCUCAAGUGAUGACACAGAUGAGAAGAAUCAGAGGUUCGACAGGGGUAAAUCUACAGCUAUUGUUGCCUAUGACUCCAGUGACAGAUCAAAGGACAAGACCGAUCAAAAGACUCUUCGCAGGCUUGCUCAAAACCGCGAGGCGGCAAGAAAAAGCCGAUUAAGGAAAAAAGCAUAUGUCCAACAACUGGAGAGUAGCCGCUUGAAGCUAACUCAACUAGAGCAGGAACUCCAGCGAGCAAGACAACAGGGGAUAUUCAUAUCAAGCUCAGGAGACCAAGCUCACUCAUCUGGUGGAAAUGGGGCCAUGACAUUUGAUGUAGAAUAUGCCCGGUGGUUGGAAGAGCAAAACCGGCAAAUCAAUGAGCUGAGGUCAGCGGUGACUGCCCAUGCAGGUGAUGGGGAGCUACGUAUCAUUGUUGAUGGCAUCAUGGCACACUAUGAUGAAAUCUUCAGGCUGAAGAGUAAUGCAGCCAAGAACGAUGUUUUCCAUCUCUUGUCGGGAAUGUGGAAAACACCAGCUGAGAGAUGUUUUAUGUGGCUUGGCGGAUUUCGUCCAUCAGAACUCCUCAAGCUUCUCGUGAAUCAGUUGGAGCCGCUGACAGAGCAGCAGCUGACGGGUAUCGGAAACUUGCAGCAAUCCUCCCAGCAGGCAGAAGACGCGUUGUCUCAGGGGAUGGAAGCAUUGCAGCAAUCUCUUGCCGAGACAUUGUGCAGCGGAUCUCUGGGUUCUGCGGGUUCAUCUGGCAAUGUGGCAAAUUACAUGGGUCAAAUGGCCAUGGCUAUGGGAAAGCUAGGGACACUUGAUGGGUUUAUCCGCCAGGCUGACAACCUGCGGCAACAGACUCUACAACAAAUGAAUCGCUUAUUAACGACUCGUCAGUCAGCUCGUGCACUCCUUGCAAUUCAUGAUUAUUUCUCCCGACUUCGGGCCCUUAGUUCCCUCUGGCUUGCCCGUCCAAGAGAAUGAAGAGGUCAUGGUCUAUGCAGGCUGACAUGUACAUUGGUGAUCUUUAGGAAGCUAUCAGUUUUGAAGUAGUUUCGGACCUAGAACUGGUUUAUUUCUAGUUUUCUUCAUUUUUUUUUUUUCUUUUGGCUAUAAUUAUUUUUUCUUUCUUAGACACGAAGUCACAGAGAAUUGAUUGAUGGUAUGCUAAGCUAUCAUAGGUUGGGAUUGCAUUGUUCUCAUUGAAGAUACUGCUAAUUGUGUAGGCACUCCUGUUCAUUAGUCAUCUAAUAAUUGGUGCAACCAUUAUUGCAGUUUCUGGAA
Molecule: messenger RNA, 2599 nt
Organism: Eucalyptus grandis
Lineage: Eukaryota; Viridiplantae; Streptophyta; Magnoliopsida; Myrtales; Myrtaceae
Product: transcription factor TGA2
Exons: 10
Coding region: 1304-2299 (331 amino acids)
Biological process (GO): regulation of DNA-templated transcription; DNA-templated transcription
Molecular function (GO): DNA-binding transcription factor activity; sequence-specific DNA binding
Source: RefSeq, a predicted model, not a curated record